Mycena indigotica is the source of this 1629-nucleotide messenger RNA. Its product is annotated as Proline dehydrogenase. The transcript is spliced from 6 exons. The record is from RefSeq and is a predicted model, not a curated record. Gene Ontology annotation, molecular function: FAD binding; proline dehydrogenase activity. The coding region runs from base 1 to 1629 and encodes 542 amino acids. Lineage: Eukaryota; Fungi; Basidiomycota; Agaricomycetes; Agaricales; Mycenaceae. Gene Ontology annotation, cellular component: mitochondrion.
AUGCUCAGACUACCACGACCACGACUACGCUCGACCAACCCUCUUGGCUUGCGCUAUGCCAGUGGGUCGACAUACUCACCUCGUCGUAAACUUGUUCUCGCCACUGGGGGAGUUGCUUUGGGUGUUGCAGCGACUCUAGGCUUCGGAUCUAAACUUUACCUCGACGCUGCUACUGUUGCGAUACCAGCUCCUCCUCGACGCGCCACGGAAGACGCUGACAAACCCUCCUUUGGAACGUUGUUGAGGACCUAUGUGGUGUACACCAUGUGCUCCAUUCCCAAACUCGUAGACUCUGCCCCGUGGCUAUUAGAGACAUGUACAAGCAUACCAGGGCUUAGAUGGGCUACUGAGGCACUCGUACGAGCCACAUUUUUCAAUCAGUUCGUGGGGGGUGAUUCCGCCCUUGAGACUCUCCCGGUCCUCAAGGCCCUACGACAGAACAACAUCGGGACACUGUUUGCUUACUCCAUUGAAGUCGAUGAGGCGGAGGCGAUGUCAACAGCCGGCUCCGGCUCUUCCCCAACGAGUCCCCACCAGGCUAUAGUGAAUGAGAUGCUUAAUUGCAUUGAUGUUGCAGCCGAAUUUGAGGCUCAGAUGGGUGCGAGAAAGACGGGAAGACGAACAUGGGUUGCCGUCAAGAUGGCAACAUUGCUCCCCGAUGCCAGUGCCCUUAUUCGUCUCUCCUCUCACAUAAUCGCCACUCGCAGCCCAACACCAUCACCUCUUGUCGUCUUUCCAGGAAAUCCUACCGCAUCUGAUUUAGACCUGCUCUAUUCUCCCAAAUCACCCAAAGGACAACUUUCCGAUAACGACCUCGAGAUGCUUCGGGAACUACAUCAGAACCUGGAAGCUAUUUGUGCCCGUGCUGCUGCUAAAGGGGUCCGAAUCAUUCUUGAUGCCGAGUAUUCAUGGUAUGAGCCCGCGAUUGAUGCACUUUCCCUUGCUUUGAUGAGGCGCUUCAAUGCCGGGCCGGAUGGGCCAUUAGUCUAUGCAACAUAUCAGGCCUAUCUUCGACGCACUCAUGCUCAUCUCGUCCAUGCCUUGCGUGAUGCCAAAAAGCACGGCUAUGCUCUCGGCGCAAAACUUGUUCGUGGUGCCUAUCAUCCCCAUGAGAUGGCAGCCCACGGGACAAGCGCUCUAUCUAUCUCACCAGACUCGCUACCUCCAGUAUGGGACGCAAAAGCCGACACUGAUGCCAACUACAACGCUUGUACCGAGCUUUUGCUUGAUGCUGUUGACGCAGAUGUGACUCGCAAUAGCCAUACUGUCGGUGCUCUGUUUGGCACACAUAAUUGGACAAGCAGCAAUAAGAUUCUGGCAGGGUUGGAGCAGCGUGGACUCGGUAAUAAGACUUCUGACGGGAGAUUAAGAGUAGAGGAACGUGUAGGCGAACGCGUUACGUUUGGUCAACUUUACGGAAUGUGCGAUGAUUUGACGCAGUAUCUUUCGCAAAAGAUAGACUCGUCUGCACCUAUGGUGAUUAAAUAUGUUCCUUAUGGUGCUCUAGUCGAUGUGAUGCCAUACUUGAGUCGCCGUGCCAUAGAGAACAAGAGUGUUCUGGGAGAUGAUAAUGCGCAGAAAGAACGUCGUAGAGCAUGGAGAUUAAUGGUUCAGCGGAUUUUUGGAUAG